CUCUAAAAGAGUAUCGAUUUCUCCCCGCGCUAUUUAGGCGUCCGCUUCGCUUACAAAAAAUAUACAGUACAAUGCUGAGUCCAAGUAUAGAGAUGUCAUACGCAUCUCCCCAAUCCCUUACAAUUUCAGAUGACUCCUCGAGUGAUGAUUACAGGAGGUCACCGCCGGUUGUCCGACCGAGGCCAUCGCCACGUAACUAUGCAGUUGCCACUGACUAUGAUACACUUCUACCCUUGAAGAAUUGCAAAUACUUUCCACCACGUACGCGUCAAAGCGAAACAGUAGUCGGUGUCGUUAUUCCAUUUUUUAACGAGGGGAAAGCAGAACUUGAGCGAACUCUUGAGAGUCUGUACGAUCAACAAGUAGAAUGUGGCGACCUGGGUGUGGAAUUUCUGUAUCUGGCCGUGAUGGACGGAAUUCUCAUGGCCGACCCAACCAUGGUGGAAUACAUUUCGUCGUUGUACAAGACGAAUGAGUGGGCCGACAAAAUGUACAUGAGUGAGGAUACAGAGUAUAUAACGGUACUUCACGCGGCUGCCAACGAUGAUGCUGAUAGUAGUCACGGAUUGGUAGAGAUUGCACCUGGGAAACAUCUCCGCCUCACUUUUCUCAUCAAGGGGCAGAAUCGAAGAAAAACAAAUUCUCACGAGUGGUUUUUCGUGGCCUAUUGCCGUGAAUAUGAAGUUGACUAUGCUUUCGCUACAGACUGCGGUACUCUGUAUGCAAACGGUUGCCUAUAUUACCUUAUUCAGUACCUUUCGACGCAUCCUGAAGUUAGUGCAGUUACCGGGCGACAAAGAGUAAUGUCUUCGACUAUGCAAAGUCUACGAACUGAAGGCUUGAUGCAAAUGUGGUAUCGUGCCGUGCAGUCUUACGAUUACGAGGCGUCAAUAUCUAGUUUCUUGGGAGCAUUCUCGCUCAUGGGCAUGCUUCCUGUCAUUCCUGGACCCGCCGGUCUUUGGCGCAUGAGUGACUGUGGAGGAGCUCCGAUGGACUACUACAUCAACUACAUUAACAACAUCUCAGCCGAGGACGGGCUCAUCAAGGGCAACCUACUGCUUGCAGAAGAUCGCAUAUUGAGUUAUGCUGUUUGCUUGAUGACAGGAAAGUACACGAGAUGGGUUCCGAUGGCCGUGUUUUACACCGAAGCCGAGACCGACAUCAAAUCAUUUAUAACCCAGCGUCGACGGUGGAUCAACGGAACAAUGGCCUGCUAUAUAUUCUUGUUGUUCGCAUCGCCCGGUAUCCUAUUCCGUGGUCCGCACAGACUGGGGUUCAAGCUCAUGAUAUACAGUCAACUGCUAAUACAAACCCUCUUAUUUGGCGUGACGGCACUAUCACCGGGUAUCUUUGCCACGCUGAUAUGCUUCUCUGUUGACACGCUUCAUAUAGGAGGGGCUGAAUGGAGCAGGACGAUUGCCUUGACGGUAGCAGGCAUCAGCCUGUGCAUGUACAUUAUUUUCUGCGGACUGCAUUUUUUCCACAAGUUCGUCCGAUCAUUCUACGAAUAUCUCCUAAUCUGGAAUACCGUCACUUUUUCAGUCAUUGUUGCCAAUGUUGUCGUGUCGUUCGCCAACAAAGACGUCAUGACGAUUGUGGUGCUGUUGCUGGUGGUCUUCUUUCCGUUCUUCCUGGCACUUUUACACAGUCUAGACGUUUUCGUUAUGAUGCUGUUUUCCUUUUUCCAGUUCUUCCUGUUUUUGCCGACGUUCCUGCCAUACUUUUCGGCCUAUUCAUAUUGUCGGAUAUGGGAUUUGUCGUGGGGCAAUCGACCAUCAUCGUCGAGUUCGGAGAAUAAGGAGUCAAUUGAGGUUGUUACAGAUACAGCAGCGAAUUCAACAUCGGCGGGGUAUCCUGCAAAGAAAAAAAUGGCGGACGAUGCCCAUCCUAAAAUUGAUAGUCGGUUUGAUAGGAGCGAAAGCGUGGAUACGCAGUCGUCCGAGGUGAAUUCCUGGCAAUCUUCAUCUACCUUUGGAUCGAGAGACUAUGUGGUUCCGAUAACUUCUGCCAAGACAAAAAUCGAGAACGGUACAAAGAUAGCAAAAGGAGACAAGAUAGACUUGUCGAAAGUUAAGUAUAACGAGUUUUCCUCAGCGGAUAUCGCGUCACAGACUCGAAUGGUAUCCGCAGCUGACGAUAGGGUUGCGAAGAAGGCGGGUAAGAAGAACAGGCAACGCAGGACAUUAUCGACGAAGCGAAAGCAUCGGCUUAUGGGUUUACUCAUUCUUCUCAUCGUCAUGGUGGCUAACGUUUUGGUUGCUGGUGUGUUCAUCUGGACCGAGCAAAUGAAUGCAUUGAUGAUAUUGACUCUUGGUCUGGUGGGAAUGGCUCUAUGUCAGCAAAUAUUGUCGUUUCUUUUCUAUUUGUUCUACUCAGAGCACAUGAUAACGGCCGGCGUGCAGAGUAUGAGCCGGAAUUGGACAAAACUUCUCAGUGCAACGCUUUUCAUCACCACCAUCGUGUGUCUAUAUACCGGUGCGCUAACCACACAUUGGUUGACGAAUUCGAUUGACAUUUAUCUGCCGGGAAAUGGUACCUAUGUCCUCAACAACACGAUGGUAGCGCAUCAGGGACCGGUAGAGAGCGAGGUCGACAGUAUGGUAUGUAAUGCAAAGUCUGCAUUUCUGCUUGUCUAG
Molecule: messenger RNA, 2636 nt
Organism: Sphaeroforma arctica JP610
Lineage: Eukaryota; Ichthyosporea; Ichthyophonida
Exons: 3
Coding region: 72-2636 (854 amino acids)
Cellular component (GO): cell periphery; cell septum
Molecular function (GO): chitin synthase activity
Source: RefSeq, a predicted model, not a curated record